Molecule: messenger RNA, 4838 nt
Organism: Spirometra erinaceieuropaei
Lineage: Eukaryota; Metazoa; Platyhelminthes; Cestoda; Diphyllobothriidea; Diphyllobothriidae
Source: the annotation of a GenBank genome assembly
AUGGUCGAUAGUGGUGUCCCCCAGGGUUCAGUACUGGGACCCAUUUUGUACCUUAUCUACGUGGACGAUGCCGCAAGAGAUUUAGACUGUGAAGUAGCAAUGUUUGCGGAUGACAUGAAGAUAUGGAGUGUAAUUCGGGGUCCUGCCGAUGAAGACAGACUGCAGAUGAACCUGAAUCGGUUGGAGGAGUGGUCAAACCGUUGGCUCCUGCGGUUCAACGUUGCCAAAUGAAGCAUACUUCGCCUAGGCCGCACAGCCAGGUCCGCCAGCACAAGAGGCUACUUUCUGGGCGGUGCAGCCCUACAAGAGGUCGAAGCCCAAAGGGAGCUCGGUGUGCUUACGACGAGUUCCCUAAAACCAUCCGUCCACUGUUCGAGGGUGGCAAAAACCGCAAUGUCCGUACUAUACGCCAUCAAGCGUGCGUUUAUGGACUUUGACGAAGAAGCUUUCUCUAAGACAUUCGGAACAUUCGUCCGGCCGCAUUUAGAGUACGGCAUACAAGCUUGGAGGCCGUGGGCUGUUGGGGAUCAAAACUGCCUCGAAAGAGUCCAGAGGAGAGCCACGAAGAUGGUUAGGGGUCAAAGCUCCUUUCCUUAUGCAACCCGCCUAGUAAAUCUGAACCUCUUUCCUUUGAGUUACAGGCAACUUCGCGGAGAUCUCUUGCAAGCCUUCCGCAUUGUAAAGGGUUUGGAUUGCAGUCUGACCUUCGAGGACUUUUUUGAAUUUGCUACCACGACCAACCUCCGAGGUCACCCGUUAAAACUGCGCAUUCAGAAGGCACGGCUGGAUGUGCGGAAGUUCUCCUUCUCGGUUCGGGUGGUCAAACCGUGGAAUGAGCUUCCCGCAGAUGUUGUGAUGUCACCAUCUAUACAAAGUUUUAAGAAGAAUCUGGACAUAUUUAUGUUGCGAAAUGACCAAGAGCGAUGAGAAGUCGAGCUCACCCCCUGUAACUCCUUCUCAUUUUGUCCCACCAUUAUGGGCGUGUUCGAAUUAUUUCAGCCCAGAUCAUCUAUCCGUACACCACACAUUUUUUACGUGCAAAUAGGGUACUCAAAGGCUUACGCCUAUUUCCCUCAAUAAACUGAACUGAACUGAACUAAUCUUUGGUUAGUUAGCUGAUGGAAAUGUAGAAGGAGAAGAUAGGAUAGCUCUACUUGUCCGGCACUUAUAAAUAAUGCUAUCUUUCUUAAAUUUAAUUGGUUAUUUGGGGUUAUGCUCCAGUGUUUUUAUAGUGACUGGCUACAUCAGAGCCCUUUCGGACCAAUUUCUAUAUGAAAUAAUUUAUUUGAAAAAUGUGACCUCUUAUCCAAAAAUAAAUGUGUACUGUUAUGCAAAUGACUUUUCGUAGUUUUUAUUGUAAAUCCGAUUAGGUUUUGACUUCUGCGAAUAGAACUUGCGAGAGAUUUCCAGGUAAUUGCAUAUCCUAGGCAGCAGAAAUUUGAUCGUUGGGACUUUUUGAAAUCGGGAAUCCUUAUAAUAUCUUCACCAUUUCUAGUGUUCCGGGGACGAUUUGGAUCGUUAGCACAGUAACAAAAUGAAUCUAUAGAUUCACUUUGAGAAUAUCAUAGUCAUAUGUGACCUCGGAUAGAACGUUUAGACCACUUUGGAGUCUUCUGGUCCAGAGGGGUCGAAGACCAUUUAUGCUAUAUUUUUAACUAUGAACCCUGUGCGCCAUCACAUUUGGACGAAGACCUAGUAAGGCGUCUUUGAUUGCCUUCUAGUUUUUUUUCGGCCAUCUGAGGACAUUAUGCCAAGGAAAACUGAGCAGCAAUCUAGGAGAGGUUAAACGUACAUUUUGAAAAGUCGUAUUUUUAGUGCAGUCAAUAUCAAAUUUUUACAUAUGAAUCCGCCCAGACGAGUGGCUUUUGGCGAUAUUUUUUGAGAGUGGUGAGGUAAGUCAAGGGUAUUUGUAUAGCACAGACCUAAGUCUUUUGUUAAUUUGGCUUCCAUUGAUUCAUUAUCCUUGAGAAUAACGGGGGAAGUUUUUGUGGGCCAAACAUCAGGAGAUGGCAUUUUACAGUAAGAAUGACAUUUUGUCAUUGGCCAUCCAUUCGCUUAGGUUUGUUAGAUCGGUUUCCAUAGUUCUGUAAAUGUUGGCUACUGUAUGCCCGUUAUAUGCAUAUGCGAGUUUUAGAUCGCCCGCAUAUGAAAACGUUUUAGCCGAAACUAAUGUGGACGAUAAGUCGCGAAUAAACAUGAGAAAUAGAAGGGGACCUAGGAUGGUGCCUUGAAGUACUCCACUGGUAAUAUGGAAUGGCUCUAAGACCACGGUUUGAAUCUGUACCACUUGGUAGCAGUUUUGAAGGUAAGAUUUGAAAUCAUCGAGGAGGGGUGGACUGAUUCCAUGACCUUUCAGCUUUACUGGUAGUAUUUUGUGGCCUUUUUAGGUUGAAGUACAUUGUGGCUACGGUGUUUCCAUCAUUCCUAUUGCCGGAGACGAGUUCUAGAAAGGUGAGAUGGCAGGACCGACAUGAAUUUUUAGGUAUAAAUGCAUGUUUAUAGUGGUGAAUGAUUUAGCAAUUGGUUGUAAACAAUCUUCUCGAGGAUUUUAGCUAUUGCCGUGUUCGGUGAACACCACGAUAGCGUUGGCUAUGAUAUCGGUUACCGCUUUUUAAUAUGGGUGCAAUGUUCGAGUAUUGCCAAACGUCUAAAAAAAGUGCACUUGGCUGGAGAAGGGCAAAGAGCUUAGAUAGAAGUAUUGCAGCAUAUGUCAUAUGCUUCAGAAUACAUGGCGGGAUUUCGUCCUUCCUGUUGGAAUUGGCCUUGGAUAGUUCCUUGAUAGCUACUUUUACGGUUUUUUUUCUUAAAAGCUGGUCUCACUUAGAGUGCGUUCUGUCAUCUCUGUCGGUUGAGGUGUCGCUCUUUCCUAGUCCGUACAGUAGGCUGAGAAAUAUUUGUCGAAUAUAUUGGCUACCUCUUUGUCGUUUUUACCACUUCCCCUGACUAAUUUAUAAUAGUUCGGGGUCCAGAGUUUCGGUGCUUAUUCAUUUAUUUCUAAAGAGUUAGAGCUUGCUCUAUCGGGGGAUUCAUGUGUCCUAUGUUCUGCUGCUAUGAUCCUUGGUGUUUCAACUUUGGUAACUGGAUCUUGAAUUUCUCCAAGCUCAUAGAGUGUGGAUAAGUAACUUACAGAGGGCUUGUUUAGCUCUUUUUAUGUUUUUUUUUGGAAAGGAAGUUUGGGAUUAGUGGUUUAUAAUACGUGUAUCUUUUGUCAAUCAAGGUAUCUAGGGUUAUGAAUAGGACAGAGUAUAAGAAUUUGCCUGCUUCCACAGGGCAUGUUAGAAGAUAUGGACUCCAGUCUAACGGCCUAAUAUAAUUGUUCAUGCAAUCCUUGCCAAGUUUUUAGGGUUUAUGCCAGUUUCACUAAAAUCGGGUGCAUGUCUUCUGUUGUGGGAGGGAAUUAACAUUAUUGCUUUGUGAUCACUUUCAGAGGUUACGCAGUCGUAGUGCGUAUUGAGGGGUCAGAUAUCGUUGGUGAAAAUGACGUCUAUUAUGUUGUUUCCUCGAGUGGGUUUGCCAACUAUUAGUGUCCUAUCAUGAAAGAUAAUUGAACAUAACAAUUCAUCGUAACUAGUGGGUGAUAAUAAUUCGACCCAGUUUGUUUCUGGGCGGUUCAGGUCACUCGCAAUUAUUUUAUAUUCAGUCUUAAUGCUGGAUAUAUUGUCUAUUAGAUGGUUGAGGCCUAUGUCAUCAUUACUAUUAUUCUGGAGGGGAGUAGAUGUAUUCAAUUGGUAUGCUUUCGUGGGUCUGAGAUUGUAUUGUAGCAAAACAUGCUUCACCAGAGAAGAUUCCGGUUGCAACAUCAAGACCACUUUGUUCAGUGCGAUGUGCGCACUGCUAAUUCAACCGAGGUCGUAAAAUGGAACCAGAUAAUGAGAAAAGGGACACCGGUGUGUGGAGAAGGUUCGUAAUAUAACCGUCACCGUACUGCAUCAGGACAGAAAAUAAAGCCAUAGAUAUACGAAAUAAACACAGGAGAUACAUCUGAAAGUUUAAAUAAGAGGAUAUUUGAAGGGGUAUCUGCGAAAUUCGCAGGCUUGGUCGCCACCACGCGGUCAAGUCGCACAUCUGUCCGCAAUUCGCUCGCUGUCGAUUCGCCAAUGGGACAGCGCUAGGCUUAUCACUAGCCUCCCGAUGGCACAAAGCAAAUGAAACCUACACAGUAGCUGAUUGACCACAGGCGGUCACAACUCAGAAAGAGUAAAGGCGCGCACGCGCGAAACAUUGGUUCUCUCUAUGACAAGGAUGGCUCCGAACUGCCACUCCUGGAUCUGCCUCUAAGUGCUGGCUACGGCGCGAUCAUCCACAACGUCACCACUGCCUCCCAUCGUCCCUUUGUACUGCCGCGCCUUCGUUGCCAUGUGUUUCCUUCCCUCCACAAUCCCUCCCCACUGGGAAUCGAAUAACGGACAAACUGGUUUCCGAUCGAUUGGUCUCGUCUAGGAUGCAGAAGGAGCUCAGAGCUUAGACACGGACUAUCUUGACUGUCAGUAGAGCAAGGUCCAACGGCACAAGGCUUCCACGGACACCUUCUCUGGCCCCUAUGCAAGGUCCAGUCACAUCCGCCUGCAUAUUGCAUGCCCUGUGGCUCUGUCCAACGGCUUUUCCUAUCUCCUCACCUGUGUGGAUCGAUUAAUCCGGUGGCCAGAAGGUACCCUUCUGCCCGAUGUCGAGACUCCAACGAUGGUCGAAGCCUUCCGCAGUCGUUAGAUUGCGAACUUCAGCGCUUCUUCUACAUCACGACUGACCGUGGUGCCCAAUUUUAACCUCACCCCUCAUUCCCUUUUUAGGCUGUACACGCAUCCGCACGAAAGCUUAUUGUCUGGUUGCCAACGGUUUAA